GGCGCAGUCAGUAACACCCCUGUCUUCGUGUUUAUGUUUUUUUUCGUUGUUACUAUUAGAGUGUGUAUUAAAAUUAUAAAUGACUUAAUCGAAUUGGUUUUAAGAUGGCUGGAGGUUACCAAGACAGUGCUAGUAGCCGCUUGAUUCCUUCAGAGAAGUCAAGGAUGAGAGAAUGGGUCAAAACUCACAAAGCGAAAACAUGUUUGAUCUUUCGGUUAUGUGGCUACUCAAGCGGAUCUUCUCGAUUACAUUCGGAUUUAAGGGAUCGAAAACAAAAAAACUGGCUAAUUUUUAAAGCACUGAUGGAAGCCGGUGAUAAACGACAAAGGGGUAAUCUGUGCGCUGUUCUCAUCAAUUAUUCAUGGAGAAGGGAUCACUGCGAGGUCAGGAGACUACUGAACAUAGAGACACACACCGUGCCAAGCUGCCAUUACAAGAAAUACAGGCUCAGGAAAUGUAGACUUCAUCAUAUAUUUAGGCAACAGAAAACUUAUCCCUUCAAAUUCCCCCCUCCGAAAAAAGGUAAAACGAAAAAUGUUACACCGCAGGUACGAUAUUAUCUGUCUGAGGUUCUCAGGGUUUACGCGGAGGAGCUGUUUGGUCUCCCACCAAGAGGCCCCUGUAACGGAUCUGUCACGUGACGCAAGUUUUUGCAAGAAGCUGUACACAAUGCAGUACAAGACUGACAACAUGAACACUUCAUUAUUGGGCAGUGACUCGUUUAAGGGGGACGACACAUUUGGAUACAGUGAUGCGACACAAGUUUCACCUUCUUUGCCACUGCGGGAAAAUGAUGAAGAAAUGAAUGCUUGCUCAUUGCCGAAGACUGCCAGAGACGACACUUCUCAUUGCACUCCAAGUGAACUUUCUCGAAGCUGUAUAGAAACACCCCUCAUAUCCCUUACAGGAGAACCUCACAGCUCCUCAAUCGGGGACCUUACUAUUGACAGCAAGCUGGUCUUCCCCUGGAUGACAAAAUCUAUGAAAAAAUUCAGGCAGAAAAGUUACAGCUUUUGCGAUGCCUCCGUCAGUGCAGAGAGCCGACAUGAUGGCUCAGGUGGCUGUAAAAGGACGCGCACGUCGUACACCACCAGUCAACUGCUGGAGCUGGAAAAAGAGUUCCAUUUCAAUCAUUACCUGUGCAAACCACGACGCCUCGAGCUGUCCAACUUAUUAAGGCUUAGCGAAAGACAAAUCAAGAUCUGGUUUCAAAACCGCAGGAUGAGGCAUAAAAAAUGCGAACACAUAAAAGAAACCGGUCCUCCCCCUUCUCCAACAGCAUGUAUUCCACCAUCCAUGCAAAUGGACAGUAGGUCUUCACUUAAAUCAUCUACGAAGAAUUACGUGUAUCCCACGUCUGUUAGCCAUGUCCGUAAUUACAAUACAUGUUGGAUGAGCCAGGUUAUCAGAAAAUCCGGGAGUCAUUGUCCUUACGCGCAAAAACGUAGACCUACAAAUGAUGAAACAAGUUUUACCUUUAGUAGGCAAGGUUGUUGCGAUAAUUUUAAGGGUAACUGUGAGGAUUUUAUACCGUUCCCCGAACCCCAAAUGUGCUGGCUUAGUCAUCAUAGGUCUCAUAAUAUAUCUGGCCCCUAAGUUACCCCAAAGAACAGUGAAAGCAAUCAACCGUCUGAAACACUUUUACGCACAGAAAGCUCACAUUUCUUUAUUAUUAUUUCUAAGGUUCACAUAAAACAGGAUUUUGUAUAUGCUAGUUGUAAUAGUGUAUUAACCCUUCAUGUAAUACAGGAUGGUAUUAAAAUUAUUAUCAAAAUACAAAAAUGUAAAAUAAGAUAUUCAAAUUAUUUAUUCUGAUAAAACUGCUUACUUGGGUUAAGCCUUUGUUGUAAUAAAUAAACAAGUUAUAACAUAAUUUUAAGAAGUACAUGCAAAGAAAGCAAAUUGCUUGUGUUAAUUUCCAUUUUGUCACCCUUCGUGUUUUCGUUUAGUUAUUUGGGAACUACAUGUAUAUUUACAGUAUUUUUUUCUCGUUACGCACAGCUUGAAUCUUGCUUAUUUAAAUACUUUUUUAAUGUCACUUAAAAGAUCAAUUAUUACUCGGCAGUCUUUCUUGGUUUUCUAGAAACUUUUAAAUAGACCCAUAUAAUUUAGAGGUUGAGAUUUUUGCAAGCUGGAACUUUGUCCUUUGAAAUCACUGUUUCUGACUAUAAAAAACGUUCUAUCCAUAAAUAAACUAUUGUUUUCUCUGUGAUUAAUUUCUCUAGAGAAAAUGUUGUAAAAUCGUAAAACUGGUCUUAUUACUGUAAUCAGAAAUAGCCUGCUAGUGUGUGCGUUUAUCUGACUGAUGAGAAGGUGCCAUUCAUGUGUUUGUCAUGUAAAUACGAGUUUACUUGAUGGACAUUCGCAACGCCCAAAGUACCGCUGCAGGUCGCACACUAUUGGUGGAUAGUUGGUCACAUGAUCUGUCACUCGGUUGAUAUGUAGCCCAACAGAACUUUUGAGGUUUGACAUACUGCGCAGAGGUGGUAGGGCACUGGGAUAACACGACGACAUUUAUUGACCAAUCAAACAAUUACUG
Molecule: messenger RNA, 2539 nt
Organism: Clarias gariepinus (North African catfish)
Lineage: Eukaryota; Metazoa; Chordata; Actinopteri; Siluriformes; Clariidae
Gene: hoxb1b
Product: homeobox B1b
Exons: 6
Coding region: 535-1596 (353 amino acids)
Biological process (GO): regulation of transcription by RNA polymerase II
Cellular component (GO): nucleus
Molecular function (GO): RNA polymerase II cis-regulatory region sequence-specific DNA binding; DNA-binding transcription factor activity, RNA polymerase II-specific
Source: RefSeq, a predicted model, not a curated record